UGGCAUGUUUUGAGGCCAUGCCCUUUACCCUGAUGAAGGGGCAUAGCCCCAGAAACAUGUCAGUGGAAUGCAUGAGCGGACUUACAACUCAUGGGGUCCCGAGCAAUAGGGGAACAUGGAGCCUCUGUGAAAUAAGCUCAAAAAAAGCCUAUGAAAAAGAUACAGGGGCAUCUCAUGGGGCCCCUUACUGACCCUGGGCCCUCAGGCAGUGCCUGAGUUUCCAAAUGGUCAGUCCACCCCUG
Messenger RNA from Staurois parvus, 242 nucleotides. The record is from the annotation of a GenBank genome assembly. NCBI's taxonomy places the organism in Eukaryota, Metazoa, Chordata, Amphibia, Anura, Ranidae.